CGAGUGUUCCCCAAGCAUCAUGUCCGAAACGGCCAAGGAGAAGAGUAUCAAGUCGGAGCUGACAAGCAGAUUGGUGUUUGCUGUAGCCGCAGCAGCUUUUGGAUCAGCUUUUCAACAUGGCUACAACACAGGUGUUAUAAAUGCUCCUCAAGAUCUGAUAUCACAAUGGAUUUCUACUGUAAAGACAGAGAGAAGCGGCGAGCCAACCUCUUCUGCGACUGUGACAAUGAUAUGGUCGAUAGCAGUUUCCAUAUUCUGUGUAGGAGGAAUGAUCGGUGGCUGUACCGUCGGAAUAGUCGCUGACAAGUUUGGUAGGAAAGGGGCCUUGUUAUAUAACAACAUUUUAGUUGUAAUAGCAGCGAUAUGUAUGGGUUGUUCAAAGCUGAUUGCAUCCUACGAGCUUCUCAUUCUUGGAAGAUUUUUUAUCGGCAUCAAUGCAGGGUUGAACGCUGGUCUUGCGCCAGUAUAUCUUACUGAAAUAUCACCAGUGAGCCUUCGUGGUGCACUGGGGACGGUGUACCAGCUGGUAAUUACCAUCAGCAUUGCGCUAUCACAGGUCCUCGGCCUAGCGGCUGUCCUCGGGAGCGAGUCGCUGUGGCCUAUUCUGUUGGCGCUGACUGUAGUCCCGGCAGUUCUACAGCUCGUCACUCUCCCGAUGUGCCCUGAGUCGCCCAAACAUGUCCUCCAAAGUACAGGAAACGAGUUGAAAGCUAAGCAAGUUCUUACUUGGCUGAGAGGAGACUUGGAUGUUCACGAUGAGAUAGAAGCGAUGAAAAGCGAAGGAGGAGAGAAGAUUUCCUUGCGCCAAAUCCUGAGAGAUCCCAGCUUAAGAGCACCUCUUUUCAUCUCCGUAGCUCUGAUGCUUGCACAGCAGCUUUCUGGAAUCAAUGCUGCCAUGUACUAUUCAACAAAUAUAUUCAAGUCUGCUCAGCUGUCGGAGACUUCUGCACAGUACGCAACACUCAGCAUGGGAGCGAUGAACGUAGCAAUGACCGUUGUAUCUCUUGUACUCGUAGAGAAGGCAGGAAGGAAGACUUUGUUGUUGGUUGGUUUCAUCGGCAUGUUAUUGUCAACACUUCUUCUUGUAUUCUGUCUUUUGAACACGCAAAUCGCAUUUGUUUCCUACCUCUCGAUAGUAGCCGUCCUGCUUUUCGUACUUUUCUUUUCCAUCGGACCAGGCUCUAUUCCUUGGUUUAUUGUGACCGAGCUGUUUACGCAAGCAGCGCGCCCUGUGGCAACAUCUGUAGCUGUAACUGUCAACUGGUCUGCCAAUUUUAUUGUUGGUAUUGGAUUUUUACCGCUUGAGCACCUCAUUGGAAGCUAUGUUUUCUUGAUAUUCGCAAUUAUACAGUUCCUAUUCAUCAUUUUCAUAUUUAAAAAGGUUCCAGAAACUAAAAAUAAAACUACAGAAGAAAUCACAGCAAUGUUCAGAACAGCUAAUUACCAAGAUUAAUUUAAUUCCAUGAAGCCUUUCUUCUGAAAAGGUUUGAACCAAUACAAAAUGGUUGAACCAAGCCAUAAGUUCUACCAACUUGACAGUUUUUAUUUUAAUGUUUUUGAGAUGGUUGUAAAAUAUAUUAUAAAAACCAUUAAUAUAAUACAAUUUAUAUUAAAGUUUAUUUGAAUAAAGUAAAAUUUAAAAAUACAAACAUAUUGUAUUAUAUAAUUAUGUAUGUAUCUGCUAAUUGAAUCAUAGACAAAGAUCUGAAUAUCAACUUACAAUUGUGUUAUUAAAUGUUUUUUAUUUAUAAAUUUAUAAGCUGUAAGAGAUAUUUCCCAUCUUUC
This is a messenger RNA of Nezara viridula (southern green stink bug), 1785 nucleotides long. The record is from the annotation of a GenBank genome assembly. Lineage: Eukaryota; Metazoa; Arthropoda; Insecta; Hemiptera; Pentatomidae.